Molecule: messenger RNA, 1473 nt
Organism: Neurospora tetraspora
Lineage: Eukaryota; Fungi; Ascomycota; Sordariomycetes; Sordariales; Sordariaceae
Product: heterokaryon incompatibility protein-domain-containing protein
Exons: 2
Coding region: 1-1473 (490 amino acids)
Source: RefSeq, a predicted model, not a curated record
AUGUAUCGCCCACUCGAUACAGUGAACAGAGAGAUUCGUCUAGUGGAGCUGGAGCCUUCUGAAAAUGAUGAUGAGGUUAUCAGCUUUGUGCUCCGUUACACACCUCUCGCAGACACGAAAGGCCGACUCAAAUUCAGCGCCCUUUCGUACUGCUGGGGGUUUGCCGAGGAACCUCACCCCGUCAUGAUCCGCGACGAAAAAGACAGAAAGAACAUACUGGCAUCCGUCAGCAUGUCGGUAAACCGAAACCUAUAUUCGGCUUUGCGGAGACUUCGACGCCGCCAAGAACCGCAGACUCUGUGGAUUGACUUGGUUUGUAUCAAGCAGAGCGACUUGAAAGAACGCGCCCAGCAGGUAGAGCUGAUGGGAGAGAUUUACUCGUCCGCUCACACUGUUUACGUUUGGCUGGGUGAAGGAGACCCAGGGAGUUAUGAGGACUCCCUCCUCGGCGGCCUGGACAUGGAGGCCACCGACCCACGCGACAAGAUCUUUGCUCUUUUGUCUUUUGGAGAGGAGACACACAAUAUCUCGCAACUGCCCCCACAGGCUCGCCCCAGUUACGAGAAAAACACGAUAGAGGUGUUUUCGGAUUUUACAAAAUGGUGGAUUUCGUGUCACGAUACACUCAACAUCUUAUCAGCUGUUCAUGCACAACCUUGGCGCACGUGGAUGGAUCUGUCACCCUUAGGGGCUGCUCCACACGAAUUCGACCAUGCUCAGAGACCUUCAUGGUCCUUCUGGUACGAAGGACGCAGCGAAUGGAGUUUGGGAACCUUCGGCUUGUUCAACAACCGUGGACUUGAUCUCUGCGCCUCGGCCAAGACCAUGAUCGACGUAGAUCUUUUAUCAAGGCCAAACACAGGCAUUCUAGCAUUGAAAGGCUUCCGCGUCGAUCUUAUCAAGAGCAGGGAAUUUUAUCACUACUCAAAGGAAAACCCUUACGCGAAUUCGGCGACGAUGCUAGCGGCUUAUGAGGCCAUCUUUGACCCUACGAGCGUCUUGGACAUGUGGGAUAUGACCAAGUUGAACUGGCAACAGUCUCUGUCGGCCAAGCUGAAGAGUGAUAAUAACGACAGCAAUAACAUCCCUUCCGAAAUUGCGAUUAUGGAGGAGGACAGCAAGCUCUUCUCACAUUUCCAAUCUCAUGGGUUUCGUGGGUGCGAGGACCUUGAUGAGUUCCAGGAGGAUGAUCCACCCCUCAGAUUCUUCCCAUGCCACGGCAAAUGUUUGUUUACGACCGAAGGAGACAAGGUCGGACUGUGUCCCGCGGGUGCUAAGGAAGGUGAUAUCAUCGUCAUCCUGUAUGGUGGAAACGUACCGUAUUUGCUGAGGCCAGCAAACAACGACACAGCUGAAGACAGGUUCUAUCUGGUGGGAGAGUGUUAUCUCGAUGGCUUCAUGCAUGGGGAGGCGAUGGAGCUACUUCUGGACGAUGGUUCAGGUGUGAAGGAAGAGGUAUUCUCCCUGGUUUGA